This is a messenger RNA of Pelobates cultripes (western spadefoot toad), 21076 nucleotides long. The record is from the annotation of a GenBank genome assembly. NCBI's taxonomy places the organism in Eukaryota, Metazoa, Chordata, Amphibia, Anura, Pelobatidae.
CUGCAUAAUUUGCAAAGACCCCUGAUUGUGACUGCUCCACUAGGUGUCUGUUGGGCUCAGGGUGCAGGAGAAGGUCAUUUCCUGACCCGGUCCCUUGCAGCCACCUCCACGAUCUUACUGCUGGUCCGUAAUGAUUUCCUUAUCGUAAGAGGAAGUAGAUUGGAACUGUGAUGAGAAGAUAGCAGCGGACGGAAGACCCGUUGUUCAGGUAAGACCUGGUUUCAUUUUUUUCAUGCAUGUUUUAUGUUGGUUUUAGAAAUGUUUUGUUUUUAUUUAAAGGAUGAAUUUUAUGAAAUCAUCCCCAGAUAGAGGAAAAGAGGAAUCCUCGUUUUUCAUGAACACUAAGGCUCUCUUUCCUGAUUCUGAUCUAAUGGACCAUCUGUUCACAAGAAUUAUUGUUUCUAUGUUUGAUACAUUUAUUUUUUUUACCCCGCAUAAACAUAUAAAUUCAUUCAUCUGAAAAAUAUGGAUUAGGGGGAUAGUCACUAGACUGGAGAGAAUGGACAAAAUAGUUGCACGUUUUUCACCAAACUAUUUGGAAAUAUUGUCCAAAUUCUGUUCUUACUUUAUGAGUCGCAUUGCCUUCUUCUCUCAGUAAAUUUCAGAGCUUUUCCAAUUACAUUUGAAAUUCAGAUUUUUAUCCAAAAUGUUUGAGUUUGAAACUUAUUCCCACUCCUCUAUUUCACCUAAAAUGUGAAAUUUACUUGGAAUUCCUCAAAAUUGCACGUUAGUGUAUAAUACUGUACGUGUUUUGUGGGGGAUUUUUAUUUUUUUUUGUGGAUUUUUUUACUUUUAAAAAUGUAAACAGUGAUGACUGGCAAAAGAAAGGGAAAUGUCGCUGAGAUAAUCUAUGAGUCACAAGCUGUGGGCGUUGGGAAUUAAAAUAGCUUAAAACAGAAAACUAUUGAGUAAAAUGUCCACAGAACAGUCUGGUAAAUAAAAGAUUUUUGAUAUUAUAUUCUCUUUUAUAUUAAGCACUGUAAGAACUUCUCUGUCUCAAUUCCUUUUUUUUUAAAUGUUUUGUCUUUUUAACUAUUGCUUUCUCUGUUGGAGGCAAUGUUAAAAUGUAAUGUCACUAUAACAAUGUUAAAGGAACACAAUAGGGUCAGAAAUACAAACAUAUCCUUCACCACUCCCCUCUAUCCUUUAGGUAGCCAGCUCCCUUCCCCUUUAAAAUUUGUAAAAUCUCACCUUUAUUCCAGCACUAUGUGAGUCUGCCGGCCCCGCCCCCAAUCUGCCUCUUUGGCUGACAUCAUAACUAUUGAUGAUCUCAGUCAAUCCAUAGGAAAGAAUUGGAUUGGCUAAUAUUGUCAAUUCUAAAUAUCCAAGGAGGAAGAGCAGGGACAGAGCCAAACGCCACCCUGGCCAGUUAGCAUCUCUUUAUAGAGAUGCAUUGAAUGAGUGCAUCUCUAUGGGGAACGUUCAGUGUCUGCAUACAGAGUGUGGAGUGCUGUACGUUGUGCAGCACUGACCCAGGAAGCACCUCUAGUAGCCAUCUGAGGAGUGGCCGCUGGAGGUAUCCCUAGGGAGCAGUAUAAACACUGCCUUUUCUCUGAAACAGCAUUGUUUACAUUAAAAAGCCUGCAGGGACAUAUACUCACCAGAAAAAAAUACAUUGAGCCGUAGUUGUUCUGGUGACUAUAGUGUCCCUUUAAAUAAACAUGUAUAUUUGUAGAUUUAGUUACUAUAUAUCAUGCCGCUGUUUUCAUAUGAAAUCAGUACAGGGAACCACCUCCAAUUCAAAAUAGCCCUGAAUGUAUUAUAAAUAGUCUUACUUAAAGUAUUCUUUUUUUUUUUUAUUUAUUUUUUUUAAUUCCCCCACCUUCUUUUUCUCCUUUGGCAUAAUACAAUAUGUUAUUAUUACUAUCAUCAUUUAUAUAGUGCCAACAUACUCUGCAGGGCUUUACAGCAGUAAAUAUAUUUAGUUCAAAUAUAAAUAUCAGCACUCCAGGGCUUCCAGAAUAUUUUUUUUCGUUUAUUGCUCAAUCUUCAAAUAGGUUGAUAUUUCAGUUCCAAACAGGAACUUUCAUCAGGACGGCACACAAGUAUAUUUAUUUUUUGAUAUUUUAUUUACAUAUGUUUGACAUACCCCGGGGUCGAGGAUACACAUCACUCCAUUAUUACCCACUUUUACAGUACAUAUUGUAUAAAUAUUUCACUAUAUUACGUUUUUUUUCUGUCUUUGUGGAUGCUCUUAUUGUGGAUGUAAAAAACACAAGAUAUAGAGAAGAGGUGUAUCUCCCUAGUGCAGGGGUAGGCAACCUUCGGCACUCCAGAUGUUUUAGACUACAUCUCCCAUAAUGCUUUUACAGCCAUAAUGCUGGCAAAGCAUCAAGGGAGAUGUAGUUCACAACAUCUGGGGUACCGAAGGUUGCCUAUCCCUGCACUAGAACUAUUCUUGGCAGAGCUAUAGCUGUUGGGCUGUGAACAAAUUAUGAAAGAUAACUUGCCGUCUGAAUUGGACUGCAUGUCCUGUUUUAUCCAGGUCCAAGAAGAUUUAAAAAAUUAAAGUGUCAGGAUUGAUGCAUUUUUUAUAAUGCAUCAUAUUGAUAAUACGCUAGAAUAUGUCUAAACAUCUCAGGCAGGUUUCAUUCUGUGUUUGUUAAUCUUCGUUUUGUGUAUAUUAUUUGCACAGUGUUUCAUGCAUUGACUGAGAUCACACUGCUGACUCUCGUAGCCAAUGAAUGCACAGGGGGAUCAGCUCUUAUGAAGAUUCCAUGCAGGAGAUAAUCUGUUGCAAAAUGGUUCUAUUCCUAACUUUGUAAAUGGCACGGGAAACCCCUGGUAUCGUAAUCACUACAGCAAGAUAUACCGUAUUUUUCGGUGUAUAAGACCCCAUUUAUAAGACCCUAUUUUUUUUUUUAAAACUCAAAAUUAAGAAAUACACAUUUUAAACAUAUAUACAACUGAAGUCUAGUUUGGCUGAUCAGGAUCCCCCACCGGUUCCGAGCCCCCUCACACUCCAGUAGGCCGCUCCUUGAGGUCCGGGCACUUGUUCCCUAGACCGACGUCCUACUGUUGGCAGCAAUGAUGCCCUCUGCCCAUGGUACCCUAUGGGGAAUGUCCGGACAAAGCCUCAUCCUGUGGCAUCUAUCUGUAGUCCGGAGCCAUGAGGUCUUGUCAUGGUCCAGAGUGAUGCGAGGAAGCCUGCGGUUGCGCAUAUAAUCGAUCAAAUUCAUGUAGAAGCGCCUUCUUUACUUCACGUAUGGCAGCAGGUUGCAGAGGUGUACAACACAGCCUAUGCCCGCAGGAACCUGGCAGUAGCAAACCCAACAGUCAGCUGAGUUUUCUGUCAGCGAAUAGCCAAGUUUUGUGCCCAAAUUGCGCUGAGUAAGUACUGUAAGUAUUUGGCUUAAUAAUUACAUUUUUGAAGGAACUCCAGCCGCAUCUGACUAGCUUGGUUGGCUAUCAGACCCCUCGCUCAAGUGAUAUCCUGUGUAUAAGAUGACCCCCAAUUUUAUAUGAAAAAAAUGUGAAAAAAAUAUAGGUAUCCCCUUAAAGGUACUCUAUAGGAAUGUAAAACUAUAUUUCUAAGGCUAGAGUAAGCCCCAUCACUCACAUACUAUGUCCCCCACAGCAAGCUCAAACAGAGUUAAAAACCCUUUUUUAACUUAUGUGAUUCUGCAUUCUCUGAACUAACGGUAAUGGGGGAACCUAAUGCGCAUGCAUGGCGACUGACGCUCACACAUUAGGCCUUCCAUGUGGGAAUUUUCAAGGUUUUGGACAUCCCAAUGCAAAGUGUGAAGAUGUCCAGUGUCGUUUCACGGAUUUAACUGCAGGAAGCGCCACCAGUGGCUGUCUGUUAGGCCGUCUUAAAGUGACACUAGAGGCAGUCUUAAAGGGACACUAGUCACCAGAACAACUAUAACUUAUUGCAUUUGUUCUGGUGAGUUGAAUCAUUCCCUUCAGGCCUUUUGUUAUAAACACUGUGUAUUCAGAUAAAAUGUAGUGUUUACAUUACAGCCUAGGGAUAACUCCACUGUCUACUCAUCAGAUGGCUGCUAAAGCUGCUUCCUGGGCCAGUGCUGCACAGUGUGACUGACAUUCUGUGUCUCCACCAGGGGUCAAGUCACCUAAGAUCCCCCAACCUCCCCCCCCCCAAAAAAUAAAAUAAUAUACACUCAUAUGCAAAUAUAAACGCGUGCCCAGACACACACUCACAGAUACAUACACACAUAUACACACACAGACACAUACAUUCACAGAAACACACAAAUUAUUCAUAUUUUUUUUAAAUUUGAAAAAAGUCCACCCAGCCUCCCUACCUGGAGAGGUGCGUGGACCUGUCCCUCGGGUCCACUGGGGCUUCAGUGAGGCGGGCGCCUGCGUACCGGUCAGACGCAGCGAGGGAGCUGUGCUCUCUCUGAUCUUCUCCCUCUUGCCGCGCGGGCUGUCUACUGAUGCCAGGAGCCGGAAUAUGACAUCAUCGGCGCGUGAGGGAGAAAAUCAGAGAGAACACAGCUCCCUCGCUGCAUCUGACCGGUAGACAGGCGCCCUGAUGGGGGUCCAUCAGGUGGCCAUGAGGCUGGCAUUUCUUGCCCCCCCUGAUUAGUGCCUGCAGGAGCAACUGGAACGGCGUUCCUGCUGUGAACAAAGUGCAUGAACACCGUUCUCACGCGUUCUUGCAGGACUCGAGCCCUGGUCUCCACCUCUGCAUGCAGACACUGAACUUUCCUCAUAGAGAUGCAUUGAUUCAAUUUAUCUCUAUGAGGAGAUUCUGAUUGGCCAGGGCUGUGUUUGACUUGUGCUGGCUCUGCCUCCUUGAUAGUCUUAGCCAAUCCUAUAGGGAAGCAUUGUGAUUGGCUCAGACCACCACUUCUGAUGAUGUCAGCAGGCAGGGGCAGAGUUGCAGACAUGAAUACGAGUAAGAUUUUACUAUAAUUAGGGAGGCAAGAGAGUGCAAGGGGGGCUAGAUGGUGUUUUUAGCACUAUAGGGUCAGGAAUACAAGUUUGUGUUCAUGACCCUAUAGGGUUCCUCUAACCAUGCAAUUAACACAUUGUAGUUUCUCUGAUAGUGCAAUGUUUUCCAUUGCAGUGUUAAGGACAAAGGGACAGUGCACCCAGACCACGUGAAUGAGAUUAAGUGAUCUAAGUGCCUAUAGUGUCCAUUUAACAACUGAGAAACAUUCAAAUAUGAUUAUCCUUUUAUUUAUUUAAUGGAUUAUAAUUGUAAUUCAGUAAAAUAAAAAACAGGCCACCUGCUGUGUGGAAUUUCAGUUCAAUGCAUAAAUGCAUUUUUAAAAUGUGGCAAAGUAUUCUUUAAAACCCCUACAGCAGAAUGAAUGUCUGGUUGGUUAAUGAGUAAUAUAUUUCAGUCAUUUGUCCUGUACCUUUAAAUGCAGUCUCAUUGCCAUUCAACAGAAAUCGCACACAAUGGCUUGGCACACGCUGAACUCAUGUGAUCAUCCCAAAAAACACCUCUUUGUUAGAGAUAAAGAACAGCAUAAAAGAACAGGAUUUCCUGUACAAUUCUGGGCUAUCCUCACACAGUCAUCUGAUCGGUGCUGCUAACGUAGAGGCAUUUGGGUAAUGACGCCUCAGUAUGAUGCUUGCAUGGGUUCUCAUAGAAGAAUUAGUGAGUAGUCUUUUAUUUUGUUACUAUUUGUAAAUGUUACGUGAACCUGACUCAUUCUCAAAAGUAAGUGGUAAAAAAUUAAAGGCCAUUUUGUUUUACCAAUGAUUCGUUCAGGCUCAGAUUUGCCUAGUUUAAAUAGAUUUUUGUUUGCUAUGUACAUCACUUUGGCAUAUGUUGGUGCUAUAGGAAUAAAUACUUAGAUUAAUAAUACUAUGCUAACUUUGAGCAUUGCCCCCCGCUAGAUUUUGGAUGCACUUUAUCGCUGUGAUAGCUAAAUAAAAUAGAACUUACUGUUGGAUUGAAGAUACAUUACUAAUGUUAUUAAUUUCUAUUAAAUGUAUUAUUAAUGCAUUUUUUGCUACUUUAGAACAGACCAGGGGUAUCCAUCGUGUUGUUUUACGACCGUCCCCAGGAAUCCCUGCCAGUAUCAUUGCCUUUCAGGGAAUUCAGUAUAAAGCAGUUCAGCAGAGGCAGCAAACUAAUUGGAAAAAUUUGGGUAAAAUGUGCUGAUUUAGAAAUAUUGUCCAACUCCACUACAGUCACAGCUUAGAUGGUUUAACCUCAGUUUUGCAAUUCAGUUUUUCUUCAUUGCGAUUCUAAAGUUUUUUGUUUUUUUUAUAUAUAUAGUUUUUUUUUGUUUUCCUUUUUAAGAAAGUACAUAUUUUAUAACCGUGAGUUAUUUCUAUACAUUGUAUAUAUUGUGUGCUUUUUUUUUUGAAUUGUUAAAGUUUGAGAUGAAUUACACUGAUAUUCAUUCCAAUCCAGACCAAUCCGUUUUUAAGACUACCUUUAACUCAGUUGCUGAUAGUUCAGAGAAGUUGCGGUCAUUGAUUUCGGUAUUUUAAUCAUUGUAGAGAAAUGUGCUGUUGCAGGUCUUUUAAAAAGCAUUUUGAUAUCUCGGGAUUACAGUCACAGCGAGGAGAUCGAGUUUCAUUACACUGUCUUGGAUUAAAUAAAUAUUCUAUUUGAGCUUUGAUCAGUCAAACUAGCUAGGUCUAAAGCAGGGAUAGGCAACCUUCGGCACUGCAGAUGUUUUGGACUACAUCUCCCAUAAUGCUCUUACAGCCAUAAUCCUAGCAAAGCAUCAUGGGAAGUGUAGUUCACAACAUCUGGAGUGCCGAAGGAUGCCUACCCCUGGUCUAAAGUCAUGAAAAUAGGAUAAUACUAGGGCUGUACAGAAAAUCAUGAGAAUCCUGUUUUAUCAAAUGAUCUUACUCGCAACCUUCCAAUUUCAGGACGUAAUCCUAACACAAUGUAGAUCUGGUGACAUAAUAAAUGACUCUCACUCCACAAAGAGGGUGAGACAAACAUUAAGAGAAAAAUAAACCACUUCAUUCCAAGAUUCAAAAUCCAAAUAAAUGAAAGAAAAUGAAUACAGCAGUAGAUAAUUCAUUUUUUUCAUUAUUGUUUUUAACAGUUGUAGAUAGUAUUAUUUUAAUGAUUGUAGUGUUUAUCACAACAUAUUCACUGGGAUUUUUAAUCUUUGAAAAAGUUCUUUAUUUUUUAUUUUACUAUUUAUUUUUCGUGCCCUCUUUUUGGAAUUGGUUAAACAAGAUAUCAGUCAUCAUGGGAGAUUGUCAAAGAUCACCCCAAGGGGACUGAGGACUAUUUUAUUCUGUGUGAUAGGAUGGCAGGGACACCAACAGUUGCAGCUCCAGUUUCUAUUAAUCUGCUGAAUUUACUAAAAUGAGACAAAGAGAAAUGGCAAAACAAAAUCAAACGGCUUAAAAUCAGCUCUGAGUGCUGGAAAGACAUUCAUUACCAGGUCAGACAUAAUCCUGGCAUACUAUGCUGAUUCUGAGAAAGGUCUCACCUGUUUUCCACCAGUAAUGUUUAACUUAUAGCAAAGAAUCCGCGCUCAAUGAAUCCUGUUGUGAUUAAAAAUGUUUGGAUGAAUUCUGCUAAGGACGUUUUUUGUAUGACACAAAUGCAGGAGAGGAAGCAGAAUAGGUAACCAAGAUGCUGAAGGGAAAGUUAAUAACAGGUUAAUUGAUAUGCUUUCCUAAAGAGGUAAUUUUUUAAUGAUCUUCUGAAGGAAAGGAGACUGGGUGAAGGGAGACCUAUAGGAAAGACCCAGCCCUAGAGAAGUCUUGAAGGCAGGCGUGAAAGGUGCGAGUACGAACAAUGGAUAGAGGCAGAUCUUCGGCAGAGGGUAGGGACGGGCGGACAGGAAGAUGAACCUCACUGCUGCAUUCAUUAUAGACUGUAGCGGAGCAAGCUGAGAAGCAGAUUGCAGAAGUAAAGGCAGGAGAUGAUAGCGGCAUGGACCAGACAUGGGAGCUGCAACACUUGAGGGAAGAAAGACCAGAAGUUGUGUUUUGGACAGGUUAAGUUUUAGGAAAUGAGCAGCCAUCCAGUUAAAAACAGCAGAGAGGCAGUCAGAGGGACAAAACAAGAGAGACGGCGAGGAAUCAGGUGACAGAUAGACUUGCCUGUCAUCCACAUAGAUUAUGAUGUUGGAAGCCAAAAGGGAUGAUAAGUUUACCAAGGGAGACAGUAUAGAUCAAGAGAAGUAGGGAACCAAGGACAGAACCUUGGGGGACACUGACAGAGAGGGGUUGUGGAGAAGAUGAAGAGCCAGAGAAAGAAACACCUAAAGAGCACUGAGAGAGGUAGAAGGAGAACAAGGAAAGAGCAGAGCCUCGCAGACUGAGAUCACGGAGGAUGAGAAUAAGUUAAUAAUCAACUAUGUCGAAAGCAACAGAACGGUCUAGGAGAAUUAGAAGAGAGUAAUGGCCACUGAAUUUUACAGCAAUUAAAUCAUUUUUCAGGGAUGUUUCGACAGUGACAAGCGCGGAAUCCAGACUGAAGCGGGUCAAGCAGAGAGUUGGAUUCAUUCAAGUUGGUCAAUCUUACAUACACAACUCUCUUGAGGAUCAUGGAGGCAAACCAUAGUAAACAGGGCGGUAGUUGAAUAGGGAGUUGGGGACAAGGUUGGACCUUUUAGAAUUAGGGUGAUGGUAGCGUGCUUAAUGGGUGAAGGAUAUGCCAGAGGAGAGGGAGAGAUUUAAUAUUUUAGUGAGGGGCUGAGCAAGAGAAGGAGACAAUCCUCUACCUCCGACUCCAGUUGCGUGAUGAUAAAUAUCAUGGUGGAGGCUUUGCAUUCCAUCGGCCUGGUCUCUUCAGGCAAACUGGGCGCAGUGUGAGAGGAUAGAAUGCCAGGAUAUGAUCCAUUUCUCUUACUCCUCCACAUGUAAAAAUCAUUAUCACAUUCUGAACUUCAGAGAGAAAUUGUAUGCCGCUGAGACAAACUACAAGGAUCUACAUGGCACCCAGAGCGCAAAUGUAUUUUGUUCAUAUACACGUAUAUUAAUAUACAUAUCCAUUUUCAUGUACACUAAGACACACAUUGAUAUAGAUAUACACAGACUCCUAUGCGCAAACACACACUCACUCACGCAUUCCACAUAUUACUAUACACACAUUCAUAUGCGUACACACAACCUGAAUCAUACAUACUUUCAUGUACACAGACACAUUCAUACACACACACACACACACACACACAAUCAUGUACACUUGCAGACACACACACUUAAUUUUUAUUUUAUUGUUUAUUUUUAACAGUAAGGUCUAUCCAAACUCCCUUUUCUUAUUCUCAAAGGGAUAGCUGGAGUAGAACCUUAUCCCUGGUGUCAAUAAUAAUGUUUCAAAUGUACAAAGUAGGGCACUUUUACACUAAUUUAGAACAAGAACAAUGUAUCUUAUAUACACCUACUGAUUUCUAAACACAUUUAUUGUAGUUUAAAGACACAUUAUUGUUGUGAAACUCUGUUACACACACAGACACACCAACAAUAUGGAGCUCCUAUAAAAGUGGGACAACAUAGGGACUGUCUAUCCUAAAGAGGGGCACUUGGGAGGUAUGAAAACCAUUCAGAAAUGUCCGCUUCACUAUAUGUGAUGCUCGGAAUCUACGUAUUCACCCUGAGACCUAUAGACUUUAACAAUUAAAUAUAAGAAUAUGAAUGUAGAGCUCUGGUCUAUCUUUAAGGAAAUAGUUAUAUGGGAUUAUUUGCUAAAGUGAGAAUUCAAAGUGAAUUUCAAAUUUAAGGACAGAAUAGCCAAAAUAAAACAUAACUGAUUUUUGAAUAUUUGCAGGACAGCUAUUUUGGCCUUAUUCUGAAUUCCCUCCGAUUAGUCCAACAGUGACAUGGCCUUGACUUACCUCUUACUUGACACGACUGUUAAUCUCUCUUUCAUGUUUUAAACUGUAACCAGAUAUAUCUUCUCUUAUAUCACGUCCUUAAUCCCCAUACAGAAUGUUCGCAGAUCACCGUCCGCUACAGAAGUUUAAUAUGACCAGAGAGGCUCAGAGUGGAGUCCCACUUAAUCUCUUCGUUCUGGUUUUUGGCGCAGGGUUUCUCCUCCUGAUCGUUUGCCUAAUUUUCUGUUGCUAUUUUUUCAGGUAACAUGAUAGUGAUAACAGGUUUAUUCAUUUUCCCUCAAAUUAGUAUUUUUGGGAAACUUUAUUGACUGGAAAAUAAUAGGAGAAUUUACUCUGACUUUUUCAGAGUUGGCUCACAGUUAUCCAUAUCUAAAGGCUUAUUAAGAUCAGCUCUGAUGGGUGGAUGUGAAACUUGCUGUAGGUGUUGUAUUAUAAACUGGUAAUAUUACAGAGACAGAUAUAAAUUUCUCUACCUAGCUCCAUCAGCAUCUCUGGAGAAAUAGAGCUUUAAACAUUUACCUAGUGUACACGCCAGGAAAUCUGACUAUGACUAUACCAUAUCAUUUAUUAGACACGUUACAUACAUGUUUUAAAUAUCUAGAAAAAAAAACGUUUCAAUUGUAUGAAGCAGUCAGUACAGAUGUAUGAUCCUGUAGAUCAAACCUGUGAAACUACUAAAGAGAUUCUCUAAUUCAGUCCUCAGUAAGCCGCAAACGUGAGCUUUACGGUGAUGGGCCUAAAUAAUGAAAACUGAAAAAGCAUGUGUGUGUGUAUAUAUAUAUAUAUAUUCCUUGGUAAAAGAAACAAAAAAAAAUGUGUCACAGGUAAAUAAAAGCAGGCCAUUAUCUACAGUCACUGAUACAUGUGGUAAAGCGUUCUCUAAACCAGGGCUCGACAAAUCCCGGUCGCCAUAAAAUUUUGCCCUGGCGCCUGGUAUUUUUCAGCCUUUUACCUAAUGUACCCGCCUGCGGGAGCAUGGAAGCGGCGGUCUCAGGGAGCGUUAGAAAACUUUAUAGCCAGCCGCCCUGGACUAUAUGGAGGCAACCGGCUCAGGGAGCAUGUAGCCGACUGCCCCGGGCUGUGUGGAGGCGGCCGGCUCAGAGAUUGUGGAGGCGAGAAUGGAAAAAUGGAAGCGUCAGCAAGCGAGGGAGCAGUGAUCUCCCUGCGGCUCGUCUCUGCUCCCUCGCGCUUAGUAAUGAUGCCGGGAGCCGGAAUAUGACGUCAUUCCGACCCCAGGAUCCCUGCAGACAGCGCGAGGGAGCAGAGAGGAGCUGCAGGAAGAUCACUGCUCCAUCGCGCACAGGAAUAGCAGCCCCACUGGACCCCAGGGAAACUCCACUCAGCUCUCCCAAAGGUAGGGAGGCUGGAUGGAUUAGAAUAAAAAAUAUAAAUUUGUGAGUGUUAGAUAAAGAGUGUGUGUGUGUAUGUCUGUUUGUGUAUGUCUGUGUGUAUGCCUGUCAGUGUGUGUGUGUGUGUGUGUCUCUGUCAAUGAGUGUGUCUGUAUGUGUGUGUGUGUAUGCCUGUCAGAGAGCGUGUGUCUGUUUAGGUAGCUGAGGGUUUAGGUACCCCCUCCGAUCACAAUAUUGAUGUUUUUACUCACCAUUUUUCCCACGCCAUGCUGGUUUUUCGCUGUUGCUUGUCCUGCCUCCAUAACUGAGUAAUCUCUGCUAAGCCAGUGCUUUCCCAUAGGAAAGCAUUGGGAGGAUAUUUGUUCUCUAUGGGUAACAUUCAGCGCCUCCAUGCAGAGCACUGACACAGGACUCUCUGAGUGACUGUCACUAGAGGUCUUAGUAGGCAGCAAUGUAAAUGCUGCCUUUUCUCUGAAAAGGCAGUGUUUACAUUGGAAAGGCUACAGGGACAGGCUAUAGGCACCAGAACAACUAUAUUAAUCUGUAGUAGUUCUGGUGACUAUAGUGUCCUUUAAAAAAAAAAAAAAUGGCUCCUAGAUUCCAAACAAAGCCCUGCUCUAAACCACCUUGACCAAUCCUGCUUUAAGAAGUGGUCAUGGCGGUAGGGGUCUGUAUGUGCUGUGUCUCUACCUGAACUAUUUUAAAUACAAAUUAUUCUGCACUAUUGUUUCGGGGGCUACUUCAAUCCUGGUACAUUUGAUUUAGACAGCCUGUAAAUCUGUUCCAAGUUGACUAAUGUCAGUUCUUAAAAUAAUACAUCUGUGGUUGGCGCGCACACCUUCACAUGGGGCUUGAUUUAAGGUAAAUGUAUUCUUUAUUUUCAGGAUUAUAAGGGGGGACCUAAUUAAUGUUUGUUUGGGCAUUUUAAACUAAAUACAUAAAAUAAAAAUGCAUACAAAGAGUUACAGUAACCCUUUAAAAGGAGAUGAGGCCCAGGUUAUUUAUCAGUGCAGACAUUAAAUAGUGUUCUGUAUAGAAAUGUUAAGGGCCCUUCUCCAUUAAAACACCGACAUCCGGCAAUCAAUUAAUUACACCGUCUAAGCAUGUGAUGAACCUAAUUAAAUUUGUAAGAUGCUCCAGCUUGACCCGCACUGCUAAUGUAUGUAAUUCUUUUAAUUAACCUUUGUUUACAACAGAUAACUAUUUCAUUAAAUCUGUUACGUGUUCGAAGCAUUAUUUAUGUCGUCCUUGGGUAUUCCUGUUCAAAGUUCCUUCUCUUCUCCUUGUUUCAGGCUGAAGCAUCAGGAUCAGCACAGGAGACGUGGGUACACGAAGGUAUCAACACGAUGCAUUCUUCUGGUCAAUUAGCAAUUUUCAAACCAAAAGUCAAUUACUGUAUUGUUUGUUUAAAAAAAUGUUUUUAUUUUUUUUUAAAAGAUUUCCACCAGAAUACUUUUCUAUAAAUAAAACUUAAAUAUCCGCAGUCCGUGUGCAUGCCUGCAUUUAAAUGCAGUCAAAGUUAAACAUAUCCCCAUUUCAUUACUGUAAUAUACCAACCGUGCUGGAUAUGUAGGGGCGGGCCACGUAUCAAGAUUCCAGGGAAAUAUCACCAAACAGUGCACCCCAGGUCCAUCAUUAAACACACGAACAAAUGGAAUAGCGAUGUUGUAGACUGUGGCACUUACAGCCAUGUAUGUGUACGGCUGAUCUGAAUAUCGUAUGGCUUGCCUGUGGCGCAUUGCAUGACUCUCCCAUCCUGUCCACAUUUCAUACCUCUAAAUGUUGGAUGGUAUUAUUAAUCACUUUCAAGGUUAUUUUACAAAAAUCCAAUUUAUAAACCAAUUUUUGAAAAUUGAUCAGGUGCUAUUACAGCUUUAAUGCUGUGAAACUCUAUAUAACAACUACUAAUCCAAUAUCGAUAACUCCGGAAAAAAAUAAUCACAUGGAAAAGGGUAACUCGGAUUAAAAUGGCUGAUUUUGAAAAAUUCUUCAAUUCUUCUAUAGUCACAGCUUGACUAGGUUAUCCUAAAUUUUGCACUUCAUGUUUCAAUUCUCCACCAUUCAGAGUUUAGUGAAUAAUCCUGAUAGAAUGAGUAGGCUGUUCCUUUUAAAGCCGGUUAGCUGUGAGCCAUGAUAAUUCGAUGGGUAUAUACUAACUGCUAAGUCUAGUGGGGCAAACGUGUUUCAUGCCGGUAAAAGCCACUGAUAAUUUACAAAUGCUGGCACUAAGUGCUAUUUAUAGCUUUCAGCUGCUCCCAAAUUAUGUUCUGCUCUGACAGGAGUAAGCAAUACUAUCCCCAUUAUUUUAUUAACGUGCCAUCUUUGGACCGAACACUGCAGAGAGCUUUAUAGAUCAUAUCAAUCUGCACUAAAGGGAUGAACUUUCAAACACUCGUCAUUACAAAUUUCUGUUAGUCCAAUAAAACAGGUAUAAAAGCAAACUGCAAAACUUCGUUAUUUUAAUUCUACAUUAAAGGACUAAUGCGGCAACUCAAAUAUUAAAAUUCUCAGCACCCUGGGAAUUCUAUAUGUACCUUGUUUGUAGAGUCCAGACAAAUAUUGGAUAAAUAUUUUCACAAAACAAAAAAAAAUUACCAUACAUAAACAAUUAAACAUAAAAGACAUAUAAAAAAUUAAUAAUUUACAGCAACAGCCAUUCUGGAGGGGUGUUCUUAAUCUUAUCCAGUCGGUUACUAAUCGAAAGCUUUCAGCAUUUUCAGAAGUAACUCUACCGGACGUCUUACUUUCUGUUAAAACCGGGCUUUAAAAAAACAUUGGCUCUCCGCAUUCUCCUGGCUGCCAAUACAGCAAUUGCACAAAAAUGAAAAUCUUGUGUCUCCCAAAAAUUGAUUAAGUCGAAAAACGUCUUAAUCUCAUAAAACAAUAUGAGGAAUUGUCUCAUCGCAUCCAAGACUAUCUAGGAAAGGUUGACAAGAUUUAGUCAAGAUGGCAGUAAAGAAACACACAACAAGACAUCAGCAAGCCAGGAUCUUCAUCACCCCUACCAUCUGCUUCACCCCCACACCCAUGCCCCCUCAUUUAAUUUAAUCAGUGUUAUCUUAUACCCUCUGGGGAAGUGUUCUUGUUUUCUCUUGCUUUUAUUUGAAAAUUUGAUGCUGAUGUUCAAUGAAUACAAGACAUACCGUAUUUUUCCGUGUAUAAGACUGUUUUUUUUUCUACACUCUUUUAGUCUAAAAGUGGGGUUUGUCUUAUACACAGAAUGUCACCGCAAGGGUAAAAAAAAUAAAAGCACUUGUGCGCGGUGUCUGACAGCCAACCAAGCAAGUCGCAUGUGGCUGGAGCUCCUUCAAAAAUCAAAUUAUUAAGCCAAAUACUUUCACGUACACUCGCACAAUUUGGCCAUCAACCUUGGCUACUCGCUGACAGAACACUUUGCUGACUGUUGGGUUCGCCACUGCCAGGUUCCUGCGGGCAUAGGCUGUGUUGUACACCUGCGACCUGCUGCCAUACUUGAAGCAGAAAAGGAGCUUCUUCGUGAAUUUGAUUCUGUGCGUGGGUCUGGGAGAUCGUGAGUAACCACAUGCUUCCUCACAUCACUCUGGACCAAGCCAAGACCUCACGGCUCCAGACUACAGUUAGACACCACAGGGUGAGGCUUGCCAGCACAUCCUGUGUAGGGUAUGGCAGGCAGAGGGCAUUGUUGCUGCCAACAGCAGGACAGCACUCCUGGAUACCAGUGUCCAGACGUUGGCGGACCUUGGGGAACGGCCUACCGGAGUGUGAGGGGGCACGGGACCGGUGGGGGAUCCUGAUCAGUCAAACUGGACUUCAGUGUUAUAGAUGUUUAAAAUAUGUAUUUCUUAAUUUUGGGCUAAAAAAGUAGGUGUCAUCUUAUAAAUGAUGGCGUCUUAUACCCGGAAAAAUACGGUAAUUACCAUUUCAUAGUGAAAGAAAAUGUAAUGUUGAUAAACGUUAUUGCUGGUAGUUUCUCAUUGUGGUGCUACUAUUAUCAUUUUGUAACACACUUUUUUGUACAUUGACAGCAUUAAAAUAAAACAAAACAGAGAAAAAAAUAAUAAUUCACAGUGCACGCACAAUUCAAAAACAAAAUAGGACUUAAGACACAGAAAGCCCUAAACCAAAAAUACUUGGCCAGUAAGGUUCUCUGUAAAGAAACUCCAAUUUGGUUCUUGUCAAAACAAUAUCAUAACGCAUUCAUAGAAAUGUUAAUUGUAUCCCAAUAUGUAGUUCUUAUGUCUGUUCAGAACCCUUGUCUCUUGAGUCACAUGGCAGGACACUGUCCAGAUUUAAUAUGUCCUUCGAUCACUACUGACUGGUCUCUGACUUGCAAAACUUGGCAGAACUAAGCUUUUUGAUGUAAAAUCCCUCUUCCAAUUUUGCCUUACACUUCGCAAUUAACAUUCCUAGCAGAUCUACACACAGACCCAUACUGACACCAAAAUAAAUAAUUAGAUACAGGAAGUAAUCAAACUUACCACAUACAACUGUAGAGGUAAUGUGCACAUAAAGAUGAAACACAGGUAAUAUGAUAUCCUUAAUUAAGCAGAGUCUCAAAGUAUCACCGCCAUAAUCUUCUGAGACUGGUAAAUUAUAUUAGACAGAUGUUUGGUGGAUAGAAUCCGUCAUUAAGUGAUCAGCAGCAGUGAUUACCAUGUAUCUAAGUUUCAAACUGGUGUUUGGGGGUUUAUGAAGUCUGUCAAAAAGCUAUUCAAGAUACUGCACAAUGUGUUUCUACGCAGAUAUACUAUUGAAGAGCUCAAAAAGGUUCUGUGAGGUUUAAUGGGAACACUUACCCCUGGGGAAAAUGGCAUGUCAUAUCUGAAAAAUGUCACAAGUUAUCAAUUACAAAGAAAUUUUCUCUGUAAGAGAUCCCCAUCUGCCUCUCUCUUGAGAAGUCAUUAUAACCUCAAAUAAUUUGUCAUGUCAACGAAGGGUUGUCAAAUCAGCUGAAGGUUUCUGGCUUACAGAACUGGUAAACCGUUUAGAGAUUAACUGAGAUAAGGAGAUGAGUUGAGGUUUAAACCUAACUGGUAAUGGGCCGGUGAGCAGAUGGCAUGGAGGUGAGCCUGACUAUGGAGUCCUGCCUUAUUGGUGUUUGAUUAGGAAUUUGAGGUAGAAAUUGACGGAGGGAAUAUUAUUGUCAAAGGUGUUGAGAACCCUCUGACUUCUGCAAGAGUUGGUCAGAAUGAUGUACAAAUGGAACCAGUGUGUACAAUUUGAGUUUGCAACUACAUCACACCUGUAGACAAAUUGUGUAGAUGUGGUUUAAAGUCGUUGACACUUACAUUUUCUCCUACAAAUAAUUUUUGCUUUAUCUUUAAUUGUAAAGCAAUGUGGAAAAUGUUAUUGCUUUAUAAAUGCUAUUAAUAAGAAUAAAAAUAUGAGGUGUUCAAGCUAGCAGCCAGAAAAAUACUAGUUUUCUAGAAUAAUAAAUGACUCCUUGUCUGUGCCAUGGUUGGCAAGUCGUGCAACAUAUCGGGCAAAUUAUUAAGUUCAGCCAUUAUUAAUACAAUGGAUUAUACAGAACAGGGUAGGGAAGAAUCCUUAGCAAUCAGUGUGUAUCCCGUUAGUCUGUUCGUUUUAAAUUAAUGAGAAUUCCUAAUGCAGUUGUUUUGAUGUAUUUUUUUUUCUUCCAGAUUACUUUAAAAGAAAAUGCCAAUAAAAAGAACUUGGUUGGAGUAAGUAUUGAAAUGACUAUUCCCUGAUAAUUAAUUUCCAAUUUCACAGAGAUUUGAUGCCUAGAGUCUAUUUUAUCUGAGCAGUGUAAGGUAUUGGGUGCUUUGAAUAAUUGUGCCCUGAGAUUUGUGGAAGAGAUAAUUUGGAACUACAUCUUUGGAUCUAAAUUGAUAAUAGUUAGUCCUUCUACUCGGUUGGUGAUUGAAUGCUCCUCUUUGUUGCUCAUUCCAUCGUAGGACUGUUAUUUUUGGGGAUCUCAUCACCUUGAUUUACAGUGAUAAUUUCAAGAAUAAGUGAGUUCAUAGGAGGAUUUUAUUUUACGUAUAUUGUUGUGUACAAUAAAUGUAUUGUUUUAUGCCAAGCAUUACUCUUAUUGAAGCAUUCGAAUAAAUAUAUUUAGUCACCAGUUCAAAUAAUUUUAGCUGCUAAAUCGUUUCUUAAUAUAAAUUUUUAGUAUAUAGAUUAAUAUUUUUUUAUACAACCACUGUUUUAGAGGGGUUUUUUUUAGUAAUAGUUUGCAAAAGCUACAUUUCUAACGUGACAAAAAGAGAAACAGAGUUACUGUUUGCAAUAUCAGCUAUAGAGCAUGAUCAGAAAAUACCACAUUCAAACGGUACUUUUGGUCAAAGAUGGAGACAAAGGUUCUAAGUCACAUAGGAAAUCCAAUAGGUCACAGCAGGCUGACCUACAAGUUUAACAAUCAAAGCCAAUAUUCCAGAAACUAGGGGGCAGAUCUAACUGUAGGUUAACUGGGUAAGCAAUGGAGAUCUCUGGACAUUGAUUCCAAAAUCCCUGCUGCAGUGAUUAUGAUGCCAGGAGUACCCUAGCCCUCUUUACCCUCUUACCUGGGUUCCCGCUGGCGCCACUGGCUAGUGACAACAUCUGUUAAUCCCACCAGCCAUUCAUUAACUGAAAGCUCUCAGCUGACCACUCUCCACCAAUGAAAGCAAUUUGGUGUAAAGGAAUAUGCAGAGAAUUGAUAUUAGCCAACCCAGCACUCUUGUUCCGAGCUUUCUAAUGACACUGCCGGAGGUGGAGUUACAAUUCCAGCAGCAAAGGGUUUAAACUCAUUUAGCCCAUCUAACUCAUUCAAAGCAAAACCCAGCACGCACAGACUCCAAGCACCACGAACACUUCAAAUCAGUGAUGUGGUCCUGGUUCUUGGAGUAAGCCGUUAAAUGCAGAAAUUAUUUAUUGCUCACUUGUAUCAAUUCAGGGAUUGCACACAAUUAUAUUCCAGUUUUGUUGCACAUGUUUGUGGCACCGUGUAAAUCAAGCAUGUCAAACUCGCGGCCUACAAUUAAUAUCUAUGUGGCCCAGCAAUCUGCGAGUUUGACAGUGUAAAUGGCCUCCUUUACAGAGUUUACUUGCAGCAGUAGUAAGGGCCUAGAAUUCUGACGCUGGCUAGGUGUGAGGAGGCUGUGAGCUCUGAUACCUGAAUGAGGACAUUAUUCUUCACAAAAAUGAUGUAGGUGGAAAGGGGCUGAAUUAUGGUAGGCCGAGAUAUAUUUUAAUAAAUAAACCAUCUGGAAACUAAAUUAUGAAAAACUAAUGGCAUCAAAACCACUGCAGUAACUUUACUUAGUGUCCAUUUAAUAAGCUGUGUUGCUGAAUAACCCACAAUGCUUUGCUGUGACAAAUGGAUCCACAGAAUUGACUGUCUCGACUUUAUCUUGACUUUAUCUUGCAGCAAGUGUGUGCAGUUUGCCUUGAAGAAUUUAAAGUGAAGGAAGAACUUGGUGUCUGCCAGUGUAACCAUGCUUUUCACACCAAGUAAGUGCCAGUUUAAGUAGUUUCCUAUGGAGACCUAUGGGUUUAUCCAGGUAGUUGACAAACACGUUGUAAUAUUUAUAUCAACCAAUCCGAAGUGGAGAUAUAUUAACUCUAAACAAUGAUGAACAGCUCACUGUUUAGUGACUAAAGGCUCUAUCUAUGCACCAUAACUACUACAGCACGCUGGAGCGGUUAUAGUGCUAGGAGACCUUACCAUCAUUACCCAGGAAAAAGUCAAACUGUGUUCGAGUGCUUUGACACUUACCUGGGUCCUCUGGGCGCUUGUGAUCUGGUCCUAUUCCACUUUAGAUAUAUAAUUUUUGUUCCUGUUUUGAUCAAAUUCAUUAGUGAAGAACAUCAGUAGAUGCUCUCAAUGAGUUCCAUUUAAACACAAGCGUAAUUCAUGUCACUAAUUGGGAAGUGAAAUAUUACAGGGUUUGAAAACAUGAUUUGCUUUUUGAAAUAACAGGUUGAUCAUUUCAACAUAAGCAAUAUUAUUCUCAUCAUUGUAUUAAUUAUCUUCCUCUUCAGGUGUCUGAUGAAGUGGUUAGAAGUACGGAACUCCUGUCCUAUGUGUAACAAAAUUAUAUCUGGAACAAUACAGACGCCAUCUUUGGAACUUAUGUGAAGAUCUAAUGUUUCCUAUUCUUUGAUACAGACUAAGCAAUUCUAUUUCAAUACAGCACUGUACCUAGUGGUUCUAUCAUGUGAAUUUAAGACGAGGUGGAUCACUUUUAAAAGGACAAAAGUGAUACAACAUAUACCAUACUAGGCCUGAGCAAUAUUCGCUAAAACGCAACAUUUGUGUUAAAGCUCUUCAAAAGAACUUAAAUAAUGGUGUGAAUAUUUAAUAGGAUGGUGCAUCUGUCUCUAGUUAAUUAGCUUUAUUUAUAAGGGAGGGAACGUUUAACUCCAACGGCACAUAGUGAUCUAUAACGUUGCAGCUCCAUUAAAGCCCCUACAUGGUUGGUUCCAGCAGCCCACGUAGAUGUCAAUCGAUGAGUGUUGAAUGCCAAAUCCAGAAAUAGAAUGGGAAGCAGGGAAGAAGGGAAUGUGAGUGUCUCGCUAUAGUAAAGUUGGCAGAGGGAAUGUGAAUUAAACUUCCAAUGAGGGUGAAGCUGACGAGUGUGUGAAAACCAGUGAAAGCUAAAGUUGGUUGAGAAGAAAACAGUUGAAAUGUACAAGCAAGUUAGGCAGAUGGAUCAUGUGGGUGAUGUUAUAGAACAUAAAGUUAGGCUGCUAAAACCAGACAGUGAAGCAAAUGAUCACAGAAUUCUUGUAAUCGAUUGUGAAUCAGCCAAGUUGCUACGUAUACAAUGGUGAAUCAUGCACAAGGGGAACAUUAACACCAUGAAAGGCAAGGCCAGGCUGUUCAUGGAUCAUAUGGAGUGAUUAGAUGGAUGGGGUAAAAUCCUUACCUGGAGAAGUGUGAUAGGAGAUAUAGUCACAAAGCUGUCGGGUUAUAUUUAAAAUUCAAUCCUGGGACAAUUUUAUGAAAAUAGAAUAAUCAGUUGGAAUAUUCCAUUGGUGUCCAUGGCAACUCUUUGACUUUUUGAACUUUGGUUCUGAAUUGCCCAAUGAGCAGCUUGAUUGACAUUUGUUGGUACCCUUGUGGGCAGUUGUAGCAGAAUAGCUCUUCAGAUUGUAGGAGUAGAUGGCAUGAGAAUGGGGCAGGUGAACUGGGCAUAUAGUUUUAACACUCAGAGUGAGUCAUAUGAAUGCUUUUUAAAGAACUGUACUGUGUAUUCACUACGAGCUCAGUUUAUGUCAAAACUUAUCAUCUGAGCCAGUGUAGCUGGGAGGAUGGGCACAACUUAUUGCUCAUUAGUCUGUUCUGUUGUUUCAAAUGUUCGUAGUAAUUUAUUAAUGCAUAUCUUUUUGUGAUUUCUCUCUCUUUAAAAUACAAUCAGAAUUAUUUACUAAAGUGUGAAUUGUCAGGAAUUUGGAACAUAUUUUAAAUCUUCGGCUAAAAUACCUGAAUUAAAACACGACUUGUUUACAGCUAUGUUUUCAGACCACCUAUAUUGGCCUAGAUUUUGACUACUUGUUGAAUUUCCGACGAUUCAGAACUUAGAGAAGAUACACAGGGUUAUUCAAUUAACUAUGAAUUUAAAAUAGAUUUAGAAAAAAAUGGGAUAAAAUAGAACUACAGUAUAAAUUCUCAAAACCGUCUAUAGACCCACCUUGAGUACACUUUACAUAAUAUUUUUUUUAUCUACUGUUUAGCAAUUCAGCCCCUAUGGGUUUAAAUUACUCUUUAAUUUGUGAAAUUAUUUUUCAUAAAAAUCUAUCAUUUUUGAGUGCUGCUUUUCCAUUGCAAAAGGUUACGAGCUGGGCGGACCAAUUGGACCAGUCCAUUGGUUGGAAGAUUUAAACCGUUCCUUCCUUAUUUUCGAUCAUUUACGGUACAAGGAAUUAUUUAAAGCCUGUGCAACCUUUUAUACAUUUUGUUUCUGUUUAAUAAAAUAAGAGCUUAAUUGAAGUCAUACCAAUUAAGUGAUUUUAUGUUCGUCAUGGGAUUGAGAACUGUUUGCAAAAUGGUUUUAGUACAAC